AUGAGUGAGAAGCAGGCACGGCGUCCUCCUGUGGCGCCAAAGCCCUCCUUCAUCCAGCAACACAAUGCCGCCACAACCAAAAUCUCUCCUUUGCCCUCGCCCGCUCUCCGGGGUGCCACUUUAGCAUUUGGAGCGCCUGCGGUAAAGCCACCCAACAUCUCCAUCUCCGCAUCACAUAAUCCAUCUGCAGGAGCCCUGCUUGCAGCGACCACUGCCUCUAUCAGGAAGCAGCAACAACAAGCACAGCAAAAUGAGGCGACUACUUCACAAGAGUCGGCUUUCAAUGCCCGAGGUCGACCAUUGACGACAGAAAAGCUACCAACUGCGGUUUCCAACUACUCCUCUCUAUCUCCUCCCAAGCCUGGGCUUCGGCCUCAUGCUGCUCGAUCUACGUCUGCCGUUGCCGCCGUUGCCGCUUCUGCAAAGACAAGCCCUGUGCGCAGGCCGGAAUUGAAAAGAGAUCAGGGGAGCUCGUAUUUGGCGAGGCGAGAACCGUCCCAGGUGCGAAGUCGAGGCAUGAGCACAAGUAGCAGCAGCGAGACUGUCCAGUCACUCCAACAGAGCGCAGCUGCUCUCGCUGGGGCGAAGGCCUCGAUGACAACGGCUCCCGUGCCAAUCCAAAAUGCGACGGGUGACAAGCAGAGAAGCGACUUGGGUUACCUCUUGAAUUUACCGCUUUACUCUGCUCAAUCCUCGUCGGCUCCGAGCCCGUCAGUCUCCGGUGCCACGGCAGCAGCUACGGCUUCUAGGAACGCUGCCAGUUUAGAAGCGAGAAGAAGAGCUCUGUCAACUUCUGAGGAGAGCAGCCCCAGCGCACCGGUGUUCCGCAAUCUCACUGCGUCCCCUCAGUCGACUACCGGUUCGUCAUGGCCACGUCUGCGAGUAUCUCCCCCACAGACGGAUUCAGAGAGCGACACUGGACGGUUAAUUGUCGAACAACCCCCCAAGCCUCUGCCGGCGCCCGUUCCAGUGCGCGCCAAUCGAGCAGCAAUCGUUGCACAAGAACAAGCUGUGGCCCAGGACUCGCGAACAGGAAUGACUGCAAGUUCUUUGGCGGACGCCAUGGUUGCGGGCUCCAUUGCAGCCACCCACACCGGCUCUCGUGUAGCAUCUCCUGCAUCGAAGAAAGUUCCACCACCUAUACCACGUCGGCGAUCAAAGUCAGUGGGCGCUUUCGGCAGCGCGCGGCAAUUAAUGCACCUUCCUGGGAUGAGGAGUGAGACGAUGUCGCAAAACCCCAAGCUGAAACCACUUCCCAUGCGACCUAUGAGGCAGACAUUGCGGAAUAACUCGCCCGAACAUGACGAACCAUCAGAAGAAAAGCGUGGGCGGAGGCACUGGAGGCGGCAUCCCAAUAUGCACCACGAAGGCGAUCGCAGGCGGUGGAGAGACAAGGUGACGGAGCGGGAAAGGAAACGGUACGAAGGUGUGUGGGCAGCCAACAGAGGGCUACUCAUUGAUUAUGAUAUGGACAACCCCGAUUUGGAGGGAAGAAAAGAUGGCGCCUCUCCCGGUGACCUGGUUGUCAAUAUUGUGGUUCGUGACAUUUGGGAACGAAGCCGGUUGCCCAAAGAUGUGUUGGAAGAGAUCUGGGACCUCGUGGCGCAGCCAGGGGCGAAGACGCUCAAUCGGGAGGAGUUUGUGGUGGGACUCUGGCUCAUUGAUCAGAGAUUGAAGGGCAGAAAGCUGCCUGUCAAGGUGUCUCCGAGCGUGUGGUCGAGUGUGCGACAUCCCCAGGGUGUCAAGAUUUCGAGCAAAGCGCUACACAAAUAA
Fonsecaea nubica is the source of this 1773-nucleotide messenger RNA. RefSeq lists its product as hypothetical. The transcript has a single exon. The record is from RefSeq and is a predicted model, not a curated record. Gene Ontology annotation, molecular function: protein binding. The coding region runs from base 1 to 1773 and encodes 590 amino acids. Lineage: Eukaryota; Fungi; Ascomycota; Eurotiomycetes; Chaetothyriales; Herpotrichiellaceae.